CGUUUUCUUUCCGAAAAAAGAACUGAAAAACCGCCUUACCUGUUAUUUCUCCCCUGCGAAUAAUUCGUUCCCCGAAUUCCUCGCUGAAUAAUUCGCCGCCGGAUCCUCCGGCAACGGACCACUCCGACCCGUUAUCCGGUUUGAGGGUUUUGAGAAAUCUUUGCAUGAGAAAUUGAACGUGGAAUUAGGGAUUAUUCUUCAGGAAAUGUCAGGGCCGCUCGAUCGAUUCGCCAGGCCUUGCUUUGAGGGGUUUUCUGGUCAUAGUGAGAGAAAAGAGCGAAAAUCAGAUUUUGAGAACUCGGAAGAUGAAAGAAGGACAAGGAUGGGAUCAUUAAAGAAAAAGGCACUACAUGCUUCGACAAAAUUCAGGCAUUCGCUGAGGAAAAAGAGUAGGAGGAAGAGUGAUAGUCAAGCCCGUGUAUCAAUUGAGGAUGUGAGGGACAUUGAGGAAGUCCAAGCUGUCGACGCAUUUCGCCAAUCUCUUAUAUUGGAUGAACUACUGCCCACUAGGCAUGAUGACUAUCAUAUGAUGUUGAGAUUUUUAAAGGCAAGGAAAUUUGAUAUUGAGAAAGCUAAGCAGAUGUGGGCUGAAAUGCUUCAGUGGAGGAAGGAAUUUGGUGCUGACACUAUUCUAGAGGACUUUGAGUAUACAGAACGGAAUGAAGUUCUAAAGUACUAUCCUCACGGUCAUCAUGGCGUUGAUAAGGAGGGAAGACCUGUCUAUAUUGAAAGAUUGGGAAAAGUUGAUCCAAAUAAGCUCAUGCAAGUGACAACAAUGGACCGAUAUAUAAAAUAUCAUGUACAGGAGUUUGAAAAGUGUUUUAUGAUUAAAUUUCCAGCAUGCUCAAUUGCUGCAAAAAAACAUAUAGACUCGAGUACUACUAUUUUGGAUGUUCAAGGCGUGGGUUUAAAAAAUUUUAGCAAGACUGCACGGGAACUAAUUGUGCGAUUGCAGAAGAUUGACAGUGAUAACUACCCAGAGACGCUAUGCCGCAUGUUCAUCAUUAAUGCCGGCUCAGGUUUUAGGCUUCUAUGGAACAGUGUGAAAUCUUUUCUUGAUCCGAAGACAACUUCAAAAAUUCAUGUUCUUGGAACCAAGUACCAAAAUAAGCUGCUGGAUAUAAUUGAUUCAAGCGAAUUGCCAGAAUUUCUUGGCGGUUCUUGCACCUGUGCCGAACACGGGGGAUGCCUCAAUUCAGAUAAGGGUCCUUGGAAGGAUCCUCACAUACAGAAGAUGGUUCUCGAUGGAGAAGCACAAUUUGGCAGACAAAUUGUUACGUCCAAUAGCGAAGGAAAGAUCAUUGCUUAUGCUAAGCCGCGUUACCCAACAUUAAAAGGCGGUGAUACAUCAACUGCUGAGUCUGGGUCAGAAGCUGAAGAAAUUACCACCCCAAAAGCAAGGAGUUCUGUUACAUGCCCUCAAUUAACCCCUGUAUUCGAAGAGGCUAGCCAUGUCGAAAAGGCUAGCGAGUCUGUUGGCUUUCCCGAUGUUGAUGAAAAUGUUCCGAUGGUUGACAAGGCAGUUAUUGACUCUGGAUGGAAGGAACAGGUUUCUCAGCAGCCUUCUAUUUCUAAAGGUUCAUUCACUUCAUCAAAUUCUGACAAACCUCUUGAAGGAGUUGGAGCUCGAAUUGUUGCAGUCAUUAUGGCCUUCUUCAUGAUGCUCUGUACAAUUCUUCACUCAGUUGCCAACAAAGUGACUAAAAGAUUUCCUAGUGAAACUCUGAUAAAAGAUCAUCAGUAUCCUGCAUCUGGACUAGACCUUCUGCAAAAAGAGGAAUUUCGUCCUCCUUCACCUGCUCCCGGAUUCACAGAGGUGGAUCUCCUUUCAUCCGUCUUAAAAAGGUUAGGGGAACUCGAAGAGAAGGUCGAUACUCUUCAAGCAAAGCCGACUGAGAUGCCUCAUGAGAAAGAAGAGUUGCUUAAUGCUGCUGUUUGUCGCGUGGAUGCGUUAGAAGCAGAGCUAAUCUCUACGAAAAAGGCUCUGCAUGAGGCUCUGAUGAGGCAAGAGGAACUGUUAGCUUAUAUUGACGGUCAACGAGAGGCUAAGUUUAGGAAGAAGAAAUUCUGCCUAUGAAACUUGGGGAGGCCUUUUCCCACUCUGUUUCAAUUUGUAUCUUGGUAAUUACUGAUGUAAUCUGUAAAGAAUGAUUUCCAUGAAGGCUUUCUGGUCAAGGUACGCAUACAAGUUGCCACUAAAAGUAAAUAUAUGGUGAGCUUCUUUUGUAAUGUUUUAAAGGAUUUUUGUUGUGCAAAAAAUAAACUAGUGUUUUGUGCUCUUUCUGUGGCUUUUGUGUAUAUGUUCAUUUCACAAUACAACUUUACUUUGUUUGCAGCC
Messenger RNA from Asparagus officinalis (garden asparagus), 2338 nucleotides. RefSeq names its product phosphatidylinositol/phosphatidylcholine transfer protein SFH8-like. The transcript is spliced from 15 exons. The record is from RefSeq and is a predicted model, not a curated record. Bases 206 to 2077 code for a protein of 623 amino acids. Lineage: Eukaryota; Viridiplantae; Streptophyta; Magnoliopsida; Asparagales; Asparagaceae.